AUGAAAAGAAGCUCACAAAAGCACUCAAGCUUUAUCGCAAAUUUUCACAACAAAAAGACUGUUGGUCUGCAUACCCCAAAAGCUGAGACUAUUCGCUUUUUUAACGAAUCUCCAAAGGGUUCUAGCCCUCUAAAUAUAAAAUUUGAAAAGGAAGACCAAAAGUUCCAAGGAUUUCAUUCUCAUCGGAGAAGCAAUACAUCUCAAGGUUCUCCAACGCUCAAAAAAUUUAACUUAUCAUUGGAUAAAUCAGAUGGGACGAAUUAUUUAGUUGUGAAAGCAAAUUUUUCAGAAGAAGAAGAAACAGCUUCACAAACUGAAAGAAUCCUUUUAAAGCAAUGCACGCCUGACACCUUAUUAAGUGAAGAUUGUGAAGCAUGCUUCCACACAGAAGGAGAUCUAAUUGAUAGAGAUCAAGAAAAAAUAAUAGAUUUCAUUGAUCUAAUUGAUAAAAAUGAGGAAAAUCAAGAGUAUAAAGCUGAUUUAAUAGAAAAUGAACGAGAAAAUGGCAAAAGAUCUGAAGGAGAUAAAACAAAUGAAGCAGUUCAAAUAUUUAAUAUAUUUGAUCAAUUAGAGGAAGAAAAAGAAAUCAUAGACGAUGUCGAAGAAAUUGAAGAAAAAAUCGAAGAGGUUGGAAAAAAAAAUAUUGAGCCCGAAAUGGUGACAGUUUACUUCAAUAUUCCUUAUGAGACCAAAGUAAUCAAUAUUUAGCUUGGAGAAAAUAUUGUAGUCGUUGGAGAUACGGAAAAAUUUGGAAGUUGGGACACAAAUAAAGGAUUGAAAUUAGAAUGAAGCAAAGGUAAUUUUUGGCGUGGAAAUAUAAUAAUUGCUCAAGAAGAAGCAAAAUAUUUAGAAUUUAAAUAUGCAGUCAAUAAACGGAAUGGCUCAAAGUGAGAAAUGGGAGAUAACCGAAAGCUGCAUAUACAAAAUAAUUUGUUUUCGUGCUGUUGCCAGCAUGAAUUUUGGCAAAUUACUAAAGAAAAGAGCCAAAAAAGUGAUAUUAUCAAUAUCUCAUUCAGACUUUUAUAUCGAGCUAAGGUAAGUCUUAUUUAGAUUGGAGAAAAUUUAAGAGUUGUAGGAAAUUCUGAAAAAUUGGGAAACUGGGAUUUUAAUAAAGGAUUGAAGCUUGAAUGGACAAGAGGCCAUAAUUGGAUUGGAAGAAUAGAAAUCGAUAAAUUAGAAGCAUGCAACCUAGAGUUCAAAUAUGUAGUUGUUCAAGAUACUUAUCAGAAAUGGGAAAGAGGAAGCAAUCAUAAAUUGAAUUUCAAUGAAGAAUCAGGAACGAAUUUCUAUUUAAAUGACUUAUGGCAUGCUUAA
This is a messenger RNA of Blepharisma stoltei, 1314 nucleotides long. The record is from the annotation of a GenBank genome assembly. Lineage: Eukaryota; Ciliophora; Heterotrichea; Heterotrichida; Blepharismidae.